AUGGAGAACAUGAGCGGCCGAAUCGUAAAAGUUAGCGAGUACACUGCCGACAAUGUCACUUCCUCUGACGCUGCAAUUUUGUAUCGCACUGUUGUUCAGCGCUACACCGCUUCCAACGUUUCCCCAGCAAAAAUUGCAUAUUGCUGGGGUGAAGCUUUCUGGUCCCAAUAUCAACUAGAUGCCGAUCAAAUGCGUUCAUCUCGUAUGCUUAUUGAAAGAUAUGAGACAAUGCACUCUUGUCCUCGGUGCCCUGGCCAACUCAAUAGUUGGCCCAGCUUACAGGGUCACCUGCGAAAGAAGCAUUGUCGAGAGAAUCAGGCCCUGAACCAGUACCUUUUGAUUCGUUUCUCUGGCAGUCAAGAUUCGGCAUACCUAGGACACCUCUCGGUAACACAAAGAAAAGUAAUCGCGAGCUACAUUUACCAAAAGGCAGCUGGAGAGAAAGAGGUGAAGUGGCCGUCUUCGGUGACUACAUCUGAAGCUCAUCCAGCGUCCAGCAUCCAGCGUCCGCAUCCAGCGUCCAUGGUCCAUGGUUCAUGGUUCAUGGUUCAUGGUCCACAAUCCACAAUCCACGGUCCACAAUCCACGGUCCGUGGUCCACCGUUCACGGUUCGUAGUCCACGAUCCACGGGAGAUAAACAACUGACUUCCUUUUACGAGAAGAUUCGAAUGACUCUGAGCCCGAGUUUGACGAACAAAUUCCAGUCAUUGAUCCUGUUCUUCCCGGAGUGA
Molecule: messenger RNA, 732 nt
Organism: Radiomyces spectabilis
Lineage: Eukaryota; Fungi; Mucoromycota; Mucoromycetes; Mucorales; Radiomycetaceae
Exons: 3
Coding region: 1-732 (243 amino acids)
Source: RefSeq, a predicted model, not a curated record